Paramisgurnus dabryanus is the source of this 1226-nucleotide messenger RNA. The record is from RefSeq and is a predicted model, not a curated record. Lineage: Eukaryota; Metazoa; Chordata; Actinopteri; Cypriniformes; Cobitidae.
GGAGGCAGUUACCAACGAGAUAAAGAAACUGGCCAACAAUGCUCGCAACAAACUCAAAAGCAUUGAGCAGAGUUUGGCAGCUAACACAGAGGAGAGAAUUUCGGCAGACGUACGAAUAAAGAAAUCCCAGCAUGCCAUUCUUGCUAAGAAGUUUGUGGAGGUGAUGACCAAAUACAAUGAAGCACAACUGGAGUUUCGAGAGAAGAGCAAAGGACGUAUCCAGAGACAGCUAGAGAUAACUGGCAAAACCACUACUGAUGAGGAACUGGAAGAAAUGCUGGAUGGAGGGAAUGCUGCAGUGUUCACAGCAGGGAUAAUGGACUCUGGGAUUUCAAAGCAGGCCCUAAGUGAGAUUGAGGCACGACACAAAGAUAUAAUGCGACUUGAGAGCAGCAUAAAGGAGUUGCAUGACAUGUUUGUGGACAUUGCAGUGCUUGUAGAGAAUCAGGGAAGCAUGAUAGACAGGAUUGAGAGUAACAUGGACCAAUCGGUGGGCUUUGUGGAAAGAGCGGUAGCUGACACUAAAAAGGCUGCCAAGUUCCAACAGGAAGCACGCAGGAAAAAGAUGAUGAUCAUAGUGUGUUGCACAAUUCUUGCGGUCAUCUGUGGUUCUCUGGUGUAUAGCUGGCUGACAUAAGCUUUCUGCAAGGUGAAGAAGCUGUGAUCAAUCAGAAGAAGCAUCUUAGUGCCGAUGAGACAUGUUUACUGUGCUUCUUUUUCCCCGAUUCCGGAAAUAUAUAUACUUUUUGUUCAUUCUUUCUUCAAUUUAACUGGCCUUGCACUUUUAGAUGCAUUAUAGUAAAAUGUGACGUACUAGCUACCUUGUAUUAUAUAUAAAGUUCUGUUGUGAAUGUAUUUUAUUUACAGUCAACUUGUUUCAGGAAAAUUUUAUUAUUUUGUGUAUUCAGAUAAAACAUACAUAAGAGGAUGAUUAUUUAAUUUUAGAUGCCUAAUUUUUGUAACUGACAAGGGGACCCUAGACUUUUAAUGUUUUGUGUGCACAUUCUUAUUUGCAAAAAUAUAAUGUUUAGAGGAUAAUAGGGAUCCCUUCGUUAUUUAUCAUUUGUUUAUAUACCACUGUGGAGUAGCACAUAGUUGAUUGUAUUUCCAAAGUUUUUACUUGUGUAAGUGAUAUGUAUAGUAUUGCAUAUUUUUUAAAGUAAUUAAAUUUAUAUAGGCCUGUGAGAACAUGUGAUUAAAAGACUGAAAUCAAAUUAAGUAAACUU